Molecule: messenger RNA, 654 nt
Organism: Ostreobium quekettii
Lineage: Eukaryota; Viridiplantae; Chlorophyta; Ulvophyceae; Bryopsidales; Ostreobiaceae
Source: the annotation of a GenBank genome assembly
AUGGUGGUGUUCGGCGGCGGCAAACCCAGGCAGCGACGGCAACUGACGUUGCCAGGGGUGGUGAUGGGCGUCGCGGGGGUCAUAACCCUAGUGUACUGCGCGAUCCUGGCCACCUCCACCCAGAGGCCCGUGUACUUCGGUCAGAUCAGGAGUGGCGCGUACCCGAGGGCUGGACUGCAUGCUGCUGGGCGGUGGGAUGUACCUGCGCAAGACACUGGAGAGAACGGUGGUGCGGAGAUUUUGCAGGAGGCCUGUCGAGCCAGUUUGGUGCGGUACCACGCGGUGCUAAGCGACUGGAUAUCUGGACGCGAAAAAGGAACUGACAUCCAGGAGGCCUGGCGAAAGCUGGAGAUGGCUGAAGAAUUCAUACUGAUCGAUCCUAGCGGCCAAGAGAUGGACAAGCCAAGGAUCCUGCAGCUGCUGCUGUUAUCCCAUGGAUCCGAUUCACAAUUCCAUACUCAACCCUCUGACAUACAACUGACCUACGAGUCUCCAGAUAAGGUUAAUGUUAGAUUCCUUGAGCAUCAGCACACGAGAACAAAAGAGAGGUUAAUUCGAAGCACUGGCAUAUGCCGAUCUGUGCCCCAGGCCACAACAAAGUCACUGCAGGUGGAGUGGCUUCGCUUGGAGGAGAAACUGGAGACAGUCACAUGA